Eruca vesicaria subsp. sativa (arugula) is the source of this 2121-nucleotide messenger RNA. The record is from the annotation of a GenBank genome assembly. NCBI's taxonomy places the organism in Eukaryota, Viridiplantae, Streptophyta, Magnoliopsida, Brassicales, Brassicaceae.
GUUUAUUGUCGAAAGUAUGGGGAUAGGCGCAGGCAGCCGACAGCACGGGUUCUAACUCUAGUUAACCCCUUGCAAUUCAAAUCAAAUUUCAUAGGAUAUUUUGUCCACCCCCAAAGAAUUGGUUGGUUGGGAGGAACUGGAAUUUUAGAAAUUACAAAUCGGUUAACUUAGAAACCCGAUCCGAUCAUUCUGGUUCUAAUCCACACUCCAAACCCAAAAAUCUAAACCAAAGAUGCCGAAGAAGAAGCCCGUGAAUCUUCCCGGCGAUGGCACCGCCGCUCUGUUACCCGUACCUCCGAUGGACAAUUGGUGGUGGCUAUCACACAAAGGAACCACCACUUCAUUCCUCUGCAUCUCCCUCUUCGCAUUACUGAUCCGGUCCGCCGUCUCGAUGUUCCCCUACUCCGGCGCCGGAACUCCUCCAAAAUUCGGCGACUUCGAAGCUCAGAGACACUGGAUGGAGAUAACCACAAACCUCCCAGCCAUCGAUUGGUACAGAAACGGCACUCACAACGACCUCACUUACUGGGGACUCGAUUACCCUCCGUUAACUGCUUACCAGAGUUACAUCCAUGGAAUCCUCCUCCGAGUGUUCAAUCCCGAGUCUGUGUCUCUUUUCAGCUCCCGUGGGCACGAAUCUUAUCAUGGAAAGUUAUUGAUGAGAUGGACGGUUUUAUCGUCUGAUGCUCUCAUAUUCUUCCCAGCUGCUCUCUUUUUCGUGUUGGUGUACCAUAGGAAUCGUGCCAAGAGUGGAGUGGCCUGGCAUAUUGCUAUGAUUCUAUUGAACCCUUGUUUGAUUCUAAUUGAUCAUGGUCAUUUUCAGUACAAUUGUAUCAGUUUGGGACUUACAGUGGGUGCCAUUGCUGCGGUUCUCUGUGGAAGCGAGGUUCUUACUUGUGUUUUCUUCAGUCUUGCUCUUAGCCAUAAACAGAUGAGUGCAUACUUUGCUCCUGCCUUUUUCAGCCAUCUACUUGGUAAAUGCCUAAGACGGAAAAAUCCUAUACUUUCUGUGCUGAAGCUUGGAAUUGCAGUCAUUGUGACAUUCGUGAUUGUUUGGUGGCCAUAUUUGCAUUCUGUGGACGACUUCUUAAUGGUUCUCUCCCGUCUUGCACCAUUUGAGAGGGGAAUAUACGAGGAUUACGUAGCAAAUUUCUGGUGCACCACUUCUAUUCUCAUAAAAUGGAAAAAACUAUUCACAACACCAUCUCUCAAGUCUAUAAGCUUAGCUGCAACAGUAUUAGCUUCUCUCCCUUCAAUGGUUCAGCAAAUCUUGUCACCAAGCGACGAAGGUUUCCUAUAUUGCUUGCUCAAUAGUUCAAUGGCUUUUUACAUGUUUUCCUUCCAAGUGCAUGAGAAAUCAAUCCUGAUGCCUUUUCUUGCCGCAACACUGUUAGCUCUCAAAAUCCCUGACCAUUUCAAUCAUCUAACCUAUUACGCUCUCUUCUCGAUGUUCCCGCUUCUUUGCCGUGACAAACUCUUGCUGCCUUACUUAUCAUUACAUUUGCUCUUUACCCUCAUCUAUCAUUCGCCUGGGACUCAAAUUACGUUACCGAAAACCAAAGCUUCAUCGUUCUCCUUUACAAGCUUCCCUGGUUAUAGGUUCCUACUUAGAACACACUUCUUCAUCUCCUUAUUUCUCCAUGUCGUUUACCUGACCAUUCAACCUCCUCAAAAGUACCCUUUCCUAUUCGAAGCACUGAUCAUGAUUCUCUGUUUCUCAUACUUUGUUAUGUUUGCCAUUUUCACAAACUAUACCCAGUGGACUUUCUCGAGUCAUUUCAGGUCUGCGGAUAAAGAAAAGAAACGAAUCUGAAGAUUAGAAGACACAAUUCUUGAGCGAGGUUGUCUAACUCUGUUCCAUUUUUAUUGUCCUUUUGCUAAAUUGGAACUGAUUUUACGGUCUGCUUGCUGAACCAAGCAGAAUCGAGCUAUACAUAACCGGUGGUUUAGUCAUCAGACUUUUGUACGGUAGAUUAUCUUGAGGUAAAAGAUUGAGCCUUUUAUGAAAAGAAAGAAAUUUGUUUUUAAUAAGUUUUAUGGUUUUUUUUCUAGCAAACAGAUUAAUAUGUCCAUCUUGUCUCCUAUGACGGCCAGGAUCGAACUUAAUAUAUAAUCAAUCAA